UAAAAUUGUCGCCGAAACCUUAAAACCUGAAUACCGAGCUGUAUGCUAAUCUCUGGGUACAUAGUGACCGUAUUUUUGAUGUUAGAAACACAACAAAUAGAAAACUGCCUCCGUAGCAGGUCAGCGAACCUUUCAGCUCACUCGUGUCUGCGUCAAGUCUCCAAGCCGAACCAAGAUAGUGAAAAACUCUCAGUUUUGCCGCCUUUAUUUUUAAAAGAUGUCUCUCACAAGUUGUCUUAUCGUCUUGCUUCUGAUAUUUCAAGCAAGUUCUCCAAGCGCACAAACUUCCACGACCGUGACUCCUUCUGCAACUACGACAGCUCCUGCCACAACUACAGACGGUGUCCCUGCCACAACUACAGACGGUGUCCCUGCCACAACUACAGACGGUGUCCCUGCCACAACUACGGCCGGGAGUGCAACUGGAUCAAUCAGCCCGACCCCCGCUGCCUCGGCUACUGCUUCACCUGCCGCCACAGCCACGGUAGCACCGAUGCCAUCUUCAGCACCAGCCGACCCGAAUACCUACCUGAUGAUAAAAGCUACUAUUGGCAACUGUUCUGACUCUACUAAGCAGAGCUUAAAAGAGGCGUUUCAGACGUUGUUCCAAAACAUAAGCUACGGGCCGAAUAACGUGACUGUCAAGCUGACAGAGAAAGACGGCAAAUGUAUGAUGAACGCUACCCUUCGCUUCGGCCGUGAAAUCAAAUACCCAAUUUACAAACAAGCGUACGAUGAGCUCGUCAAAGGGGAAUUUGCGGGGGUUUCGUUUGAAAAAGCAACGCUUGAGAUAGAUGUUAAAGCCCCUGGCGCCACUGUAACAGAGUGGAAGGUUUCCAAGGCAACAUGUGAAGGCAAGUGCUGUGGUAAGGCUGCAACAGGCGCUGCCUUGGAGCAUACAAGGACUUGUACACCCAAUGAUAAGUGCACUUAUGUACCCGUCAAGAUAGAUAUGAUGGUAGAUAAGUGUGACACCACCGUGUGCAAGGAUUACUGUAGCAGCGGCACACCAGAUUGCAUCAAUAUUUCCAUCGUGCUUCUGUUCGCAAGUCUGCUGGCUAAUAAGUUCAUAUGAUGACCAAGAGCUGUUCUUGUACAAAGGAUAAUACUUCAAAAUUAGAAUCAUGUUAGACAAGAAGCAAUAGAAAUAGUAUUUGUAUCGGUUCUUUUAUUUGUUUCUACUUUAAUACUAUUUAUUAGUGUGUUGUAAUCUUACAAAAACAGGGAUCAGAAGGGAUAAAAAGGGGGCCCGAAGCAAUAGUUUCAAGAAAGGGGGGCCGGAUUCAUUGUUUUUCCGUAGAUUUCCUUAUAUUCCUUUCCUUAUAUUUCUCGGCCCACCCCCUAGAUCCGUCCCUGAAAAAUAUCAACUUUAUGUAACUUACUUGGUGGACACUUGUGUUGUACAUUAUAUAACAUGGCUUAGAACUUAGAAUGGUUACUUCUAGCUCACGCUUAUGUCAGGAGGGGAGUCAACAGGGAGCCUUAUAACCUACUGUCUAGGCAACUGUAAGGUCCUUAUGGCAGGUAAGACACCAGAUUUAAAGGCCGGCAGGUCAGAAGUUUGAACAACAUCGCGCAGAAUGGAUAUUGUUCCCCGGACAUUCUCGCCGCGAGGUAAUAAUCAGAUGCGAUGUAAACAUAACUACCAUGCUCUAGUGAGCCCGCCGCUCAAUUAAGAUUGACGGUUGCUGAUUGGCUAUUUCGGCCCCGUAAGCUGUCAAUCAACACCGCUCAGGGACUUGAACGAAACCCCAAAGCACUAACAGUUCAACAAUAGGCAUUGAAAUUGGGGGAAAUUAGAACAGAAAUUGAAAACGAAGCAAAAUAACAAUGUUGUUUACUUUUGAAAUUAAUAUGGACAAGCGUUGUUGCAAUCAAAAACAACCAUAUUGAUGUUUGAUAUCUUUUUACACACAACAAAUGGGUUUACGGUCAACUCGCCACCAGUUCUUUUGGGAGUCAGAUGGUAUACUAGAAUGCUCUAGGACCUAGGAACAAGCGCAUUUUGUUCUUUGGAGGAACCUUGACCUUCGUGAAGGGGCCGCAACGAACGCUGGGUCGCUGAGCAUAGAAACUGGCAGAAUGUGGAAUACUUUUAAUAGUGACAUUACUGGCUAAACGUUAUUGUGCAAUGUGAAAAAAUAUUUGGUUAAUUGCUAACCGUGUUCCGUGUAAUACUAUCAGGUGAUUAAAAUUCGUUCUGUCACGUGAAAUAAUCGUAUAAAUGUCUAAACGAUUGGUUAGAGAGUGUCACGUGAAACACCAUAAACUGUUGUCAUGAUCGGUUAAAGGUUGUCUUGUGCGACCUUUAUCUUGUGAGAACAUUUUUUUUUCUAAAUGGUCACGUAAUUUAAAGGCAAAGUUCUACUUAGUCUGAUUUUUUCUUUUAGUUUUGUUUAUCUUAAUCAUUGUAAGUAUCUAAUAAACGUUAGAGAACGUCAAAA
Molecule: messenger RNA, 2444 nt
Organism: Nematostella vectensis (starlet sea anemone)
Lineage: Eukaryota; Metazoa; Cnidaria; Anthozoa; Actiniaria; Edwardsiidae
Exons: 7
Coding region: 218-1075 (285 amino acids)
Source: RefSeq, a predicted model, not a curated record